This is a messenger RNA of Williopsis jadinii, 1746 nucleotides long. RefSeq names its product Mdm20p (gene MDM20). Gene Ontology annotation, cellular component: cytoplasm; NatB complex. Gene Ontology annotation, molecular function: protein-N-terminal amino-acid acetyltransferase activity; protein binding. Lineage: Eukaryota; Fungi; Ascomycota; Saccharomycetes; Phaffomycetales; Wickerhamomycetaceae. The annotation marks the transcript as partial. The transcript has a single exon. Gene Ontology annotation, biological process: N-terminal peptidyl-methionine acetylation. The record is from RefSeq and is a predicted model, not a curated record.
AUGUCUUCCAAAGAGCAGGAGAUCCUCGAUGCGUGCGAUAGUGGGACGUUCAAGUAUGCGCAGCAGCAGGCUCAGAAGCUGCUGAAGAAGUACCCCAAAUCGACGUAUUAUCAGGUGUUGAACAAUUAUGUCUUGCUACAGAUGGGCAGAAGGGACGAUGCCAUCUCCAAUUGCCAGAAGAUACUGGACAGCACCACUCCAAACGAUCCCAAGUCCAUUGAUCUGCUCACUGAGAUGUUCGAGUCCGUUGGUAUGACGGCAGAUGCCGAGAGGGUGUAUGAGAUGGCUGCGAAGAAGUAUCCCACGGUGGAUACCCUACUGGCGUGGUUCCAUCGAGGAUGUGACACGGCCAACCCUCGUAUCAUGCAGAAAGCGUCGAUUGCACUGAAGCAGCUGAAGCCCAGCCAGAGGAUCUUCCACUUGUGGAGUGGCUUCACCUGUUACCUGGCCGCAACCCAUGGUGAAGCCACUGCGCUGGAGAAGAGCCUCUUCCCGAAAUUGGGAUUGAAGAUUGUGGACUCAUUGAAGCCUUUGAAGAAUGAACAAGAGGUCUACGUGCUGGCCAAGCUCUUAGAGCUCAAUGGGUUGCAGUCACGUGUGGUUGAAGAGAUCCUGAGCUUUUCCAAAGAUGACAAGUUGGAUUUGGAGUUACAAAUCUUGCUGUUGAAAGCGUUGGACAACUUGGAACAAUGGGAUGAGCUAUACUCCUGGAGUUAUAAAAUCCUCCUUGACUAUAAACUGGAUGACUUUGACACUUGGAAACUCCUGAUCAAAUCCGGGCUGAAGCUGGAUAAGGAUGUCUCUUCGGUCAUUGGCAUGUUCAACUCCAGAAACUCGCAACUGGCUUCAGUGGAGUAUGACAUUGCAAAGAAUCAAGAUGUGACUGAUUCUGUGAUCAAGUACCUGAGCAACUUCAUAUCCAAGCCGUGCUCGUUCUUCGAUGUGAAGCAGUACUCGAGUCAUUUGAACAAGGAUCGAAUCUUGGAGUGGUUGGCAGAGUUGGAGAUUCCAAAGGGAGCUAAGGGCCUGACAACUGAUCUGAACAUCCAAAAGUUCAAGCUAUACUUCAACAGAGAGCUCUUUGAAGACAGUGCAACCACGAGCGAACUGAUCAAGCUAUACAACUUCUAUAAACCUUUGAACAGAUCAAAGGUCAAGACGGAUCCAAGUGGAACUUCUGAGCUGAUCCUGCUGAUUGUUCAGUCUUGGCUUUCCCAGCAAGAGAUGUCCAUUGAGUCGAUCUUGAGCAGUAUAGUCAUAUUGGAGAUGGCUGCUGCUGAGGAUGAACACGAAUUCCAUCUUCGUCUAUGGCUAAUCCAGCUGUACAACUUGAUCAAUUGUCCAUCGUUGGCUACUCAACAUUAUGACUCUUUAAACAUCAAAAACGUCCAAAAGGAUAUAUUGGGUCAUUACUUGUUGUCACGCUGUGCCAGCUUCAAUCCUUCAAUCUCCCAGCUGGAGGCUGCUGUUGAGAUUUAUAAGUCCAAUGACUACGAAUCUCUCUACUUCACAAAGAUUGGCUUCAACAAAGGUUCUUAUAACAAGCUGGAGAAGAUGCUAGAGUUCCAGAACAGACUGUCCAACAGCUACCUCAAGAGACAUCUGGCACUACAAGGAGUCCAGAUGGGCCGUAUCCUGAACGACAAAUCGUUGUCACACGAUUACAAGAAGGUCAAGAUUGUGAAGGAGUACGACAAUAGAGACAUGUCCAUCUUUUGGAACUUUGGUAUAGAUGAGCCGUUGAAG